AUGUUAGAAUACAUCAAGGCACCCGAGUGGAGCGGGCGAGAAGGCCAGGAAAGGCCUGGUGAUGAGGUUAGUACGCGUCAACACGCGUCAUCUCACCCAUCUGAACGAAUCGCUAUCGACGUAUCUUGCAAACUUGACAAGGAAGGGCAUAAAAAAAAAGCAGACCGUGAUUCAAAAAAGAAUAACCCGAGCGAUCAACUCCCUCGAUCUGUUCGAGUGGUCAAAGAACUUCGACGUAUCACGCUUCAUUUUACUCCAAGUUGGUUUAGCGUCAAUAUGGGAACUGGGAUUUCCUCCAUAUUGCUUCAUCAGCUUCCUUUUCAAUUCCGCGGUCUUGGAAUCAUCUCCAAUGUGAUCUUUGGGCUGAAUGUCUUAUUAUUCCUUUUCUUCUGUGCGAUCAGCAUAGCACGCUACACAGUGUGGCCUACCAUGGGGCCUACUAUGCUUUUUCAUCCUACUCAGUCUCUUUUUCUUGGUACAUUUGCGAUGGGUUUCGCCACAAUUGUCAAUAUGUGUGCACUUUCUGCAUCUCCGGCGUGGGGACCGCAGUUUGCAAUCUUUACGUGGGUUUUGUGGUGGAUAGAUGCCGCAUUCUCGAUUGUGAUCUGCAUAGGUUUGCCGUUUCUUCAAUUUACGCGGCAUGAGCAAUCUCUGGACAAGGUGACAGGUGUCUGGUUUUUGCCAGUCGUCUCGACGAUUGUGGCGGCUGCUAGUGGAGGCAUCGUUGCUGAAGUAUUGCCACCAGCUCACGCAAGGUUAACCCUCGUCGUCUCUUGGAUUCUCUGGGGAACAGGUUUUCCACUUGCAAUUCUCCUAAUGGCUUUGUAUUUCCAUCGCCUCGCGGUUUUCAAGAUUCCACCUGCUUCUGUAAUCGUCAGUGCCUUCCUGCCGCUUGGUCCCUGCGGUCAAGGCUCUUUUGGCAUUCUACAGAUCUCAUAUGCUUUGAAAGGAAUCGUUCGGAAAUCUGGCCAAGCAUUGGUUGCUGGUGAGAGCGGAGAAGAUGCAAUGCAGUUCGCUGAUGCAAUCUAUGCUGCAUCAAUCCCAGUGGCUUUAGUGAUUUGGGGAUUAGGCUUGGUGUGGCUUGUAAUCGCAGUUAGCUUUUUGGUAGAUCUUUUUUGGGUCUCGAAGCUCACGUUCAACCUUGGAUGGUGGGGCUUCACAUUUCCACUCGGAGUCUUCUGCACUGCCACUGUGCAACUUGGGAAAGAGCUUAACAGCGGGGCAUUUAGGAUCUUGGGGACAAUCUUAUCGUUAGUAGAAGUGGCGUUAUGGCUAUUCAUUGCUAUUAAAACAUUUAUAGGAGCGCUUUCCGGAAAGUUGUUCUUUUCGCCCUGCCUAGCCGAGCAAGGAGGUGAGCCGCCAGAGUUUGUGGCACCAGCACGCAAAUAUCAAUAUGAAUGUCGCGAUGAUUGAAUAGUAUCGCAUUUUCCUUUCACUGAGUUAUAGUAAAAGUUCUCUAUCAUCUACGAAACCCUCUUUGUAUUCAGAUGAUCUUCGAGAUCCACACCAGAAUAAAAAUUUGGACGGCUUAUUUGAGCUCCAGUGUGGCGCAGGAUUCAAAUGAAUCUCAUCUUUUCCUGAAGGAGAUUAAAGAAUGCGGAAGGAAAUAGAAAAGUGUAAAUCAUACAUUUCUUCCACUUCAUUUUUGCUAAGUAUAUCUGUAAGAUUUUCGUAAUUCACCGGUGUCCUACUCUCCGUAAUUCACGAGAAUUGGCAUUUGCUUAAUCUUGAAAGGGAGAAAGGCGCUGAGAGACUGACAUUGAGCAGUCGUUUGCAUGACAGUGAUGUUUAAUCAUUGUGAUAUGGAUGCGAUCGUGCACCGACGUUUACCUUUCAACUCUGUAAGACAAGCCAAUUGGAUCCAG
Meira miltonrushii is the source of this 1865-nucleotide messenger RNA. RefSeq lists its product as uncharacterized. The record is from RefSeq and is a predicted model, not a curated record. Gene Ontology annotation, cellular component: plasma membrane. Bases 1 to 1413 code for a protein of 470 amino acids. Gene Ontology annotation, molecular function: sulfite transmembrane transporter activity. Gene Ontology annotation, biological process: sulfite transmembrane transport; transmembrane transport. Lineage: Eukaryota; Fungi; Basidiomycota; Exobasidiomycetes; Exobasidiales; Brachybasidiaceae. The transcript has a single exon.